Messenger RNA from Lates calcarifer (barramundi perch), 2930 nucleotides. RefSeq lists its product as uncharacterized. The transcript has 6 exons. Gene Ontology annotation, molecular function: protein binding. Lineage: Eukaryota; Metazoa; Chordata; Actinopteri; Centropomidae. Bases 223 to 2775 code for a protein of 850 amino acids. The record is from RefSeq and is a predicted model, not a curated record. Gene Ontology annotation, biological process: positive regulation of transcription elongation by RNA polymerase II.
GCCACCUGCUGUUGACGAGACAAACUACAGCUUGAAGUUACCGCUGGACCACGUUGACCUGUGGAUGACCUCGCCAAAAUGGACAAAAAACCAACAAAAAAAAACCACACAGUCCAUUAACUUUACUUUGAAUAGGGUUGAAUAUUUAUGUUAAAACGGAGUGUUUUAAUUUCUUUGCCGUGGGAGUGGAUUUACAGAGAGCUUUGAGACGUGGAUGGGGAAAUGUGGUGCUACCAGAAACCAGGAUUUGAAGCCCUCCUCCUCGCUGAGCUGCAGAAACAGCAACAGUGCAGCCAGUUCUGUGACACUCUGCUCAAGGCAGACGGUGUUUCAGUGCCCGCACACAGUUGUGUUCUCUCCGCCAUCAGCCCCUAUGUCUCCUCCGCCCUGACCUCUUCGCCAGCGCCCCCUGCAGGACAGAGCCGUCUCCUGGAGUUCCAGGCUCUUGGGGCCUGCACCUUGCUCCACAUGGUCAGACUGCUGUACUCCGGAGAGAUGGCGGGGGAAGGGGAGAAGGAGAAACAAGAGGCUGUUUCAGCUGCAGCCAAACUGGGCAUCCAUGGACUGGUGGAGGUCACGAAAAGCGAUCGUAAAAGCAGAAACGAGGAGGGGGGUGGCCAGUGCACAGAGGUGGGAGUUCAGACAGAGCCACUGAUGCUUGAGGAGAAUGAGGACAGAUGGGGGAGCAGGUGGAGGAGAGAGGUGAGGGAUGGGAGCACUUUUCUGUGGAGGGAGACGCUGUCAGGUGGGGAGAAAGACAUGAGGACUCAGACAAAGGAGCUCCAGGUAAACAGAGCUCCCCCUACUCACUCAGCAGCUUCCUGUGAGACCACUGAUAUGGCUGCACUCCAGGGUUUAGCACAGACGCAUUCCCAUCUUGUUCCCUCUCAAAUUCCCUACGUUCCCAUUUCCCUCGUCUACCCACCAGAGGAAAACCAAACACCCCAACAUUCCUCUGCUCCUGCAGCCUCUAUUCAAAUUGGACACACAUCUGUUGCUGUUGUGGCACCGCCGUACACCUCAGUUCCCAUGUCUCUCCUGCCUUUUUCCAAUCAAACGACCCUGUGUGCCGCUGAUCCUCAGAGCUGGUGGACUGGUCCUCAGGGAGCAGCUGGAGAUAACACAGAGGGUGAAGAGUGGGAGGACGAGCGGCUCGAACAGUUCCAAGGCAACAUCCCAGGAUUCAUCAACUACUUCCUGAACCCGAACAAAGAGAAUGGCCCCUGCAGGGGCCGACCAGGACAGAGACAUGGGGCAGGGGUGGGAGGUGCAAGGAGAGCCGGGUCGGGAGAGAGACGAGCCAGGAGACCAAGAGCAAGAACAGGAGGGAGGGGGAGAGGGGGAUUAACGCAGACGGUGGACGUGCAGGAUGUUGGGGUGAGCAGGCUGCAGAAGGUGUUCCUGCAGAGGUGGGGGAUGAGGACGUCCAGGACGGGUCAGGGCGGAGGAGCUGCGGGCAGGAAGCUGUACCUGAAGACGAGAGAGCUUCUGACGCCGGCCAAGAGCCAGAGGGUGAGAAGGCGCGGCAAAGUGUGGGAGAUCAGCCAGAGUGGAGACCUGCUACUACACAAUGAGGGAGGAGGAGGAGGAGGAGGAGGAGGAGGUAACACACAGCGUGGAAGGAGGAGCACAACGCAGCAGAGUAAACAGGACAGUCUACCGGCUGGCUGGGCUCAGAGCACGAGGGCGAAAACAUCAACAUCAGUUUCCUUUUCUUCCACUCCCAUGCAAUUCUACAACGUUCAUACCUUAUCCUCCUCCUCCCUCCAGCCUUCUCCAUCUCCCAUCCUGCUGUCACCUGCAGCGUCGUCCCUCCUCCACACCACCUCCCUCCCUCCUCCGGCACCACCACCUCACGAGGACCAGCCCGAGCACAUCGAUCGCCUUCUGGAGGAAGUGAUGAUGGGACUCGACAUUUUACCAAACAACAACAACAGUCAGCCUCCUCUUCCAGCCAGUAGCAGCAGUUGUACCAAUGCCUCCCCUGGGAAUAAUUUGGCCAAAAGCAAACAACAAGGCUGCACCACUGGGCCUCAGGAAGCAGCUCCAGGUUUUCAUGGGUCUACUCAGGUUGUUGCUGUAGCAAGAGGAACCGGCGGUUCCACUUCUGAAAACGGUGAGACACCGGUUCUGCAGCAGCAAGGAGAGGGAGAGCUGAAUGUGAUGCUGGACCACUUCCUCCAGUCGUUUGAGCAACACGUUGACAACUGUAGUGCCAGGGAUGAGGAAGAGGUGGAUGGUGACAGCUCCACGGAGGCCAGCAAGCUUUACACUGUCCUGAACAAACACAGGAAACCCACGACCCGGACCAAAACCCCUCAUGUCCAGAAUACACACAUACAAUGUCCAGUCAUACACUCUCAAACAGCUGAAUUGCAGCAGAGUGAUAAAGCUGAAACACCAGCAAGUCGCUCAAACCCACAAAAGGCCUCAGCUCGCAGCUCACAAAAUGCAGAGGGAGCACCAGAGACAGUCGGUGAACAAGCCAAACGACAGAAAAGGAGGAGGAAAAAACAAUAUCUGCUCUCUUUAGAGAGGAAGAAGGUGUGGGUGAAGAAGCCAGUGUCAACGAGUGACCCAAAGUCCAAAAUCCUUCAGGACCAAGGAGACAAACAGCUCCAGUGGAGGCCUGUGGUGGAACUGGAGAGGAGUGGACCGCUGCCAGUCAGAGUUACACUGCAGGAACACAGCUCUCAGAGUCUGGAAGUCAAGAAUCCUGUAAAAGCGAAGUGCAGUUCAUCAUCAGUGAAACACUCUUUCUGGCAGUUUGUCUGAAAAGAGUCAGCUGGUGUUGUGUGGCAGAAAGAUCUACCCGAUCAGGAGUAGGUUCAAAGAAGCAAAUAUCAUGGACAGUAUGCCCUUUCUUAAGGAGCCAUUUGUCAGGAAACAACCAGACACAGCAGGUCAACCAAAUCGUGGUCGAGGCAGGU